AUGGCCUUGCCGAUGAAGAACAAGAACGCGAUGAAGGUGAUGAAGUCCAGUGCUAUGAAGGCCAAGACUAGCAUGAAGGCUAAGGCAAUGAAGGUGAUGAAGAAGAAGGCCGUGUCAAAGAUCGCAACGGGCAAGCGCGCCAAGUCCGCCGUCUUCCGUGGGAGCAAGGAGAAGACUUCCGGUGGCCUCGCGAAGUCUCAGUUGAUGAAGAACAAGCGAGGCAAGGUUGUCAGCAAGAAGAUGCACUCUAACGGGAAGACGAGCCUGAAGUUCGUGCAGCAGUGGCUCAAUGCAGUGAUCACGGCGCGGAAGGAGCUGGGAAUCAAAGGCUUCUGUGCAGUGGGUGGCAAGAGUGCCCAGGGCAAAGCCCUGUAUGCCAAGGCGAAGGCACUUUAUGCAGCCUGA
Molecule: messenger RNA, 405 nt
Organism: Symbiodinium sp. CCMP2456
Lineage: Eukaryota; Dinophyceae; Suessiales; Symbiodiniaceae
Source: the annotation of a GenBank genome assembly